ACUGCGCGCGGAGGCGAAAAAAAAAAAAACAAUUCCUGUUCGUGUUUUAUCCCCGAAAAAUAAAUGCAGCUGGAAGGCCCAUAGCAAAUCAUCAGAUAAGACGAUAAAAGGGCACAGCGAACGGACAAUGGCCAGGAAUGCAGGCGGCAGCUCCUCUAGCGCGGCACAGUCUUCGUCAGCCGGCUCGGCGCAAGCAGCAGCGGCGGCGGCUGCAGCAGCGGCAGCGGCUUCGAAUGCCAAACAGAAACGCAGCACAAGAUUCAGCCUCUCCUCGAACCUGAUGCUGGACAAGUGGAAGACGCUCAUUGGCUGCAUGUGCCUAUGUAUCGCCUCGUACUUCGGCUACUUGGGAUAUUUAGAGACGCGGGUGAAUACGCCAUUCGACCAUCAGAAAAUGGUGGUGCAGUCGGGUUUGGAUCAGCUGGAUCGGUACUGGGGUACCUAUAGGCCGCUCAACUACUUCGGGAUGAAGACUCGAGAUCCUCAUUCGCUGGUCAUGGGCUUAAUGUGGUAUACGCCCAGCAAUCUGGGUCCUGGCGGCCAGGGCAUACGGCACUGGUGCGAGCAAGGCGACAAGCUGGACUCUUAUGGCUGGACGCACCACGAUGGGCGCAGCUUUGGGGUCCAGGAGAUCCAGGACUUGCCCUUUGAGCUGAAGACGUCCUUUGUCAAGUAUCCGGAGGGCAAGCAGUAUGGCGGCGAUUGGACGGCCAGGAUUUCGGUGCGGAACACAACGCGGGCCUGGGACAAGAGCAUCUCGUUAAUCUGGUAUGUGGCCCUCGACGAGCGCACCAAUGGCCAUAUAAAGUACGUCUCGGACGACAAGAGCCCCGAGCCGGGUGUCUACGGUGAGACGCAGGGCCUGGGCGAGUUCCAAGUGAGAUUCCAUGCAGUCAAAGGCAAGAUCCUGCACAAAUCCUACCUUAGCACUGUGGCCCCAUCGCUGGGCAAGCUCAAGGACACACUCUUUUCGCACUUUCGCGCCUUCGCCGACAAGCGAGGAAAUCGUUUUAUAGGACUGCCCGGCGAAAUAGUCUCCCAGAACGGUCUGCCCUCCAACAAUCCGGAACCAAACUUUAUAGCCAUACAGAUCACAGCGGAGGUGGAUUUUACGCUGGACAUAACCUAUCAGUCGACGUCAGGCUUCUCCCUGGGGCAAUCGAUACCGAAACCACCGACGGGCAGGGCCUACCAGGAAUCGCUGCAGUCCAAGAUAUCUGAGUUCGAGAGGCGCUUCGAGGAUCGUUUUCAGCUAAAGAAGAAGGGCCACUCACCGGACGAGGUGCGUUUCGCCCGGAAUGCUAUGAGCAACAUGCUGGGCGGCAUUGGAUACUUCUACGGCUCCAGCCGUGUGCAAUCGGUGCAUACUAAGAGCCCGGUGCCAUAUUGGAAGGCUCCGCUAUACACCGCUGUGCCGUCACGGAGCUUCUUUCCUCGGGGCUUUGUCUGGGAUGAGGGCUUCCAUGGCCUGUUGAUCAGCGCCUGGGACAUAGACAUCGAGCUUGACAUUCUGUGCCAUUGGUUUGAUCUCCUAAACGUGGAGGGAUGGAUACCCAGAGAGCAAAUCCUGGGCGUGGAAGCGCUGGCAAAGGUUCCCGAGGAGUUUGUUACCCAACGGAACAGCAAUGCCAAUCCGCCAACGUUUUUCCUCACCCUAAGGAAGCUUCUCACUAGCCAUCGGGCUGAAUUGUCGCAGAACGGAAGACUGGCCACGCUGGAGCGACUGUAUCCCAGGAUGCAGGCCUGGUUCAACUGGUACAACACCACGCAGAAGGGGGAAGUGCUGGGCACCUACCUGUGGCGCGGCCGGAAUGCCACCACAACGCGUGAGCUGAACCCCAAGAGUCUGUCCUCCGGCCUCGACGACUAUCCACGAGCCUCGCAUCCCACGGAAAGAGAGCGGCACGUGGAUCUCCGCUGCUGGAUUGCUCUGGCGGCCAGUGUCAUGGCAGAGUUGUCCACUAUUCUGGGCAAGGACGAUGUGAAGUACUAUGAGACGGCUUCCUUUCUGACCAACAAUGAGGAACUCAACCGGUUGCACUUGGCGCCAUAUAGUGAACAGUACGCGGACUGGGGACUGCACACUGAUCAGGUAAAGCUGAAGAGACCGCCGGCCUUGACACCACAGCAGCAACAUCGCCAGCAGCACCACCAGUAUCAGCAGCAGCCAGAGAUGAAGCGGGUGACGCUGGAGGAGCCCACCUACCAGUUUGUGGACAGCUCCUUCGGCUAUGUGAGUCUCUUUCCGCUGCUGUUGGAGCAGCUGGAGCACGAUUCACCGUACUUAACGAAGCUUCUGCAUGAUCUCCGGGAUCCAGAGCAACUGUGGACUAACUUUGGCUUGCGUUCGCUGUCCAAACGAUCACCGCUCUACAUGAAGAGGAACACCGAGCAUGAUCCACCGUAUUGGCGCGGUCCCAUCUGGAUAAAUAUCAACUAUUUGGCAGCAAAGGCCCUGCAUCAUUAUGGCAGGAUCGAGGGGCCGAAUGCGGCGCUGGCGCGUGAAAUCUACGUCGAGCUGCGCGACAAUCUGGUGGGCAACAUCUUUAGGCAGUAUCAACGCAGUGGCUACCUGUGGGAGCAGUAUGACGAUACCACUGGCGAGGGUAAGGGCUGUAAUCCAUUCACCGGCUGGACAGCAUCCGUCGUACUCCUGAUGGCCGAGCAGUUCUAAACCUUGGAUCUGGAUCCCAAAAAAAUAUCUGCUGUGAGUUCCUCAACGAACAUGAACAUCCCUGCCUCGGAUUCCUGAAAUGAUAUAUACAAUAUAUAUCUAUAUAUAUUUGUGCAGGCUGGAUGGGUUGUCUUUAGUCUUUAAAAACUUUUAACAUGCUUAACAAUGAACGUAUAUUAAGAUAUAUACGAGACAAACUACAAAAUAUAGCUUACGUUUCCGUUUUAA
Drosophila serrata is the source of this 2902-nucleotide messenger RNA. RefSeq names its product mannosyl-oligosaccharide glucosidase (gene GCS1). The record is from RefSeq and is a predicted model, not a curated record. Gene Ontology annotation, biological process: protein N-linked glycosylation; oligosaccharide metabolic process. Gene Ontology annotation, molecular function: Glc3Man9GlcNAc2 oligosaccharide glucosidase activity. Lineage: Eukaryota; Metazoa; Arthropoda; Insecta; Diptera; Drosophilidae. Gene Ontology annotation, cellular component: endoplasmic reticulum membrane.